This is a messenger RNA of Bombyx mori (domestic silkworm), 4651 nucleotides long. Its product is annotated as F-box only protein 42. NCBI's taxonomy places the organism in Eukaryota, Metazoa, Arthropoda, Insecta, Lepidoptera, Bombycidae. The transcript is spliced from 7 exons. Bases 397 to 2079 code for a protein of 560 amino acids. The record is from RefSeq and is a predicted model, not a curated record. Gene Ontology annotation, molecular function: protein binding.
GAAGAUUCAAAAGUACACUGUUCAAAUUUCAAGCAGCAAUGAUGAGUUGUACCGGCUAAUGAUAUAAAUAAAAUGUAUGCCGUUGUUAACUGAAAUUGAGUUAAAUCAUAAUUAGUAAAAUUAAUAAUGUCAUAAAACUGGCUGACAUUUUCCCGGAAAACAGCCUUCCGGAGCUUGGAAACAGGAACAUUGGCAACAUUGCGUCAGUGCGUGGCGCAAUUUGGAAGGGGAUACACGCGCGGCGCUCUUAGCGCUUCCCGGUUCAACGCACUCAUUUGUAAAAACAAUAGAUUCUUUAUAGGAAUAAACGCACAAUUGUAUACAUAACAUAAAUAUUAAUAUUUACGGUUGAAAUUGUGUAGUGAAAUGACUGUGGGGUUGUAAAAAGGAUAUUUCAUGAUCGAUGAGAUGUGGAGCCUGGUCGACAGUGGAGGAGCGGACGGCAAGUCUGCGCCGUGCUCCCGCGGCAAGCACUCCGCGACCUUACUAGGGGGCUUCGUGUACGUGCUGGGGGGGCGAGGGUCUGGAGGUUCCGUGCCGCUCAGAGAUUUCUGGAGAUAUAGUCUUACAACAGGAAACUGGGAGAAGUUGGACUGUCGUGGAGAGCAUCCUCCGUCUCUCCAAGAGCACACGGCGACCGCGCACGGGCACAGGAUCUACGUGUUCGGCGGCGAGGCGGGGGCGCUCACCAACGAGACCCCGCUGUGGAUAUACGAUACAGAGACACAAAUCUGGCGCAAGCUUCCCGGCCAAGUGAACUACACUUCCUCCGUGCGUCGUCGCGCAAGGGACCCUCGUGGCGCUGUCAGUGGACCUCGAGGUCGGAGGGGACACACAGCUCAUGCCCUUAAGGACUGUCUCCUCAUUUAUGGAGGGUACCAGGAUUUGAAGGGGUCCACUAAUGAACUCUGGGCGUUCCACUAUGAAUCCGAGUCGUGGCACCAAGUCCGGACGUGGAACUCCGGGCCGGCGCGCCACCGCCACGCCGCCGCGCUGCACGACGAGCGCCUGUACGUGCACGGCGGACAGUGCGACCUGCGGGACUGCGCCGACCUGUGGUUCUACGACACCAUGUCGCGCGUGUGGCGGGAGGUGCGCGCGCGUGCGGGCCCGGCGCCGCGCAGUGGGCACGCGGCGGCGCGCGCUCGCGCUCACCUCUACAUCUUCGGGGGAGACUCACAUUCACACCCGCACAACGACCUGUGGCGGUUUCAUUUUGCAACAGAAACAUGGGAGCACAUUCCUAAUACAGUAAAGUGGCCCUCCCCUCGCACCGACACGUGCGCCAUCCUCCUCCCGCGACGACCGCCUCGCGCUCCUCCCCGGUCCCCCCCGCUCGCCCACCCGACCCUGGCGCGGCCUCCUCCCCCACCUGGGAACAUCCUUCGUGAAAUCUCCAAGCUGUCUGCCUUUCACAUCCGUCGCGCCGCUCGCUGCUCCUACACUGCCCUCGCCGGGAACAAGGACUCUACUGAAAGCUUAGUUCCAUCCGAAUCGACGCUUCCGAAGUCACAAUCUGCCUUCCACAUGGAGCGGCGCGGACAGUGCAGCCCGCGGGAAGGGGAUGUACCCGACCUCACGCGUGACCCACUCUCCGUGCCCGACUUCGCGGACAUGGUCACAACCCCCACUCGAACCACCAAGCUCGUCUACCUGGACUCUGAAGAUGAAGCAAACGGGAAGAGAGACGUCACUGUUAAAAUGGACAGCGAGACCACCGUGGUCAUGCCCAAGUCAGCUUCUGUCCGGUUCACCAAAACUGUGACCAUUACAGACGAAGAGGACACCGAGAUGUCCACUUCAGACUACGCCAGCGCCGAGAAAGUGAACAGAAUAUCGGGAAACGGUUUCAGUAAUCCUCACUACUUGGGUCCAGAUGUGAGGAACUUGAACCUGGCUCUGACCCCCGACUCGGGAGUUGCGCCUGGAGACAUAGAGCUGCAAGACAUGAACGUCGGUCGGCGGGCGGCCAGGCCCGGGGACACGCCACUGUACCUGCUCAUCGUGGGCGGGAAGGAAACCCCGCACGUGGCCUUGAUGCAGAGCCCUCUGUCUAUGUGGGCUUAUAGACUUCACUAAAAUUGUAUAUUUUUUUAAAGCACAAAUGUUAAUACAGUAAUAAAUUACGAAUUGUCAUUAGAAGCAUAACUAAUACAAUGACAUUUUUUAGUAAGUGGUAAAACUGUUUAGUAAGAAAUUUAAAAGAAUUUCAUAAAAAAUGUAGUAUUUUGCAAUCAUAAUAGACGCUCCUGGCAACCCUGCCGCGCCCGCCACGCCGCCGCCACGUCGCGGGCGAGUGGCGGGCGACGUUGCGUGACCGUCAAAUGUAACAUAGUUUAAAAGUUUUAUUAUCUAUCAACUCUAUUGACAAAAUUGGCUUUUGUUUUAUUCUGAGCAGUAUUAACCUAAUAAAUGUUGCCAAAACAUAAGAUUGUCAAACGUGAAGCAUUUAAAUUAAACAAUCUGAUACACGAAAAUAAAACCACCGACAUUCGCAAGACAAAUCAUAAAUUAUUUAGAAAGGGGUCUUAAAUUAAAUUUCAAACUGAUUACAUUAUUGUAGUGUAUUUAUAAAUUAUUAUUAGUAUUUCAUAGUUUUGAUGUCCAUUCAUUACUUAAAAGCUUUAGUUUUAAUAACAUUCUCUUAAACUAAGUCCAAACUUUAGUUAGAUAUCCGCCUUACCGAACUUUAGACGGAAUAUUUGAAAAUAUUGUAGGCAUUUUUUUUCAUGAAUUUCCAUAUAAUGCCGUUAUUAAAUUGUAAUAGUUAAAUGUACAGAUGCUAACUUAUAGUAAUUUACAAUUCUCGGAUAGAUGUUUUUAUCUUAUUACUAAGUAGUUAAUUAAGUACUUAAUUAGUGUCAAAAGCACAAAGUUCGUCCAAUAUUUCACUAAGCGGUUUCUUAAAUGAUGCAGUUAGGUGGUAUACAGUAUUUAGCCUAAGUAUAAAGUCCAUUAAGUCCUUUCAAUGUAAAUAUGCGAGUCGUGCGACCGUCCUGCGCCAAUCCACCCACAUCGACAGUCAACCCGUGCAGCGGCCACGGGAAUCCCCUUUAUGUUUUACCAUUUGUCUAAUAAUUCAAAUAGUACCAAAGUCUGGUAGUUCCUCGUGCGACCUCACUUGGCCCUCUGCGGUACCAGUGUGCUUAGUGCGAGUUUUUGAACGUUCUCGAUAGCGUAAAAGUUAGCUCAUAUUUGUAUGGAAUGUGAUCGUUUGCCUACGUUGGUCGCUAGGGGCGCUGUUCCAACUGCAUGCAAAAUUGGGCUAACUUUUACGCUAUCGAGAACGUUAAGAAACUCGCACUAAGCACACAGCUGUAUGUACACUGCGGUCUCGCAGCCUCGGCCCGGCUGCCUUCUGCCAGUAUCUCCGACGAUCAGAACAUAAACUACCGAAAUAGUUAUUAAUUGAAUCCUUUGUAAAAUUAACGUUGUAAUAUUCUGAACAUUUUGUGUUUAAGAAUACAACCAUAUUGUUUUUUCGUGUAUUAUAUAAGAUGACGGCCAUUGAAAUAAGUGUUUCUAGGGUAAAAAGUAAAACCAUUUAUUUAUUUUACUGUUGUUAUUUAAUUUAUUGUUUUGUAUGUCAUGUUAUUGUUUGUACUUUAAGCUCAAUUGUAGGCACUCGGGAGACAGCGAUGAUGGACGUGUCAUUUAAACAUUAUCGCGGAUUCAAAACCAGACACGCAAUUUGAAUGUUCUAAUAUUAAUGUUAAUCAUACAGUUCAACAGUGCUCAGGAUUGACCUGUUGUUAACGCUGUCAGUUGCAUGUGCGAUAACUGAAUUUAACACGGCCCGCUCGUCUACCAGCCUAAAUCACAAGUGCAAUAAUUAAUUUAUUUUUAAACUGUUUUUCUCAUUAAUAAAAUCGGACAAAGAAUUUUACGAUGUGUAAAAAUGAUUUAUUUUUACAUUACGUACUUAAUUUCUGUAGCUGUGGAUAAAAUUACUUAGUGUGUUAAGACUGAGUAGCGUAGACAUUUUGUAAGUGCAUUUUAGUUUUGCCUUAUAUAUCACCAACGGAGAUUCACGAUACAAAACAAAUUAACAAUAACGAGGGAAGAAUAGCGAACGACGUCACAAAACUAUUACUGAACUAUGUUUCCAAACGCCAGAAUACACUCAAGUCAUGAGGUGAGUCCGCUCCUCAUGCAGACAGGCCUCACCGUGUUUCUUGUGACCGUCGCGGAAUAGAUGUUCCGCUAUAACGGGUUAGUUGCAGGCACGGUAGAUACCGUUAAGACUUGGGCCUCGUGUUUCCGAGGUGGCGUCGUACACGUUGGCGCUGCUUAUAGGCUCUGGUAAUCGCAUAACACCAGCCGAGUCGUGAGCUCGAUAACCCAGCUAGGCUCCUCGAGGGAGACGUGGGCGCGCGAUAUUCUUAUAGGUAUCAGACAUUUGUAAUGUUACUUUUGCUUUGCAUAUUAAUGUUUGUUACUUUCGCCGUAAGCAAGUAGAUCGCUGCGUGUAUUUCGCUGAUUCUUCUCUUUGAUAUUUUCGUUUCAAUUUUAAUAUUUUGAUUUUUAGUUUUUUUAUUCGUGGAUUCUGAUCGAGUGGAAUGUAACAUUUCUUGUCUACUUGUACCACGUAAACGUCACAAUGUACAAUGCGUUGAGGGAGUCUUAAAACAAGUAAAAGUAUUUAGUUGAA